UGUCAUGAUUUAAACUUAAAUUAUCACUCAUUUAACCGAUUAAUCUAUAUAUACGAAUAGUGCAUAAAUUUACGAGAAUAUUUUAUUGUGAAAAUUGUGAGAAAUAGAGAAAUGUCGAACUCAAUUGAGCAGGUCACUGAGCCAUGGCAAAUGGAGAAUGGAAAUGUGAAGGUUUUGAGCAAGGAGAAACAUGGCCGGACGGCACAUAAUAUUUCGGCCUCGUCGUUGCGCAAAAAAUCCGAUAUCGAUCUUGCAUCGAAAGUUCGUUGUAGUGUGCUGAAGAAAUUUUUUGGCAAUGUUCAGGAGGUGCUUUUUGGAACGAAGCUUUGUAUUCUGCUUCCGUUUGUGCCUUUGGCGAUAUUCGCGGAGUGGUACGGGUUUGACAGACCGUGGGUGUUUGCUUUGAGCUUGCUUGGACUCACCAUGCUUGCGGAACGCAUCAGUUUUCUGACAGAGCAAAUAGCUUUCUACACUGGUCCAACAGUGGGAGGGCUUCUGAAUGCAACCUGUGGAAAUGCAACAGAACUGAUAAUAGCAAUAUUAGCUCUCUGGCAAGACAAAGUAGAUGUUGUUAAGUACUCUCUCCUAGGUUCUAUUCUCUCUAAUCUUCUUUUGGUUCUCGGAACUUCGCUCUUCUGUGGUGGCCUUGUUAAUCUGCACAAAGAGCAAAACUACGACAGGAAACAAGCUGAUGUGAACUCUGCUCUUCUGUUGCUGGCAUUGUUGUGUCAUGCUCUCCCUUUGAUGUUCCGCUAUGCUGGCGAUGCUGCUGCUUAUAGUCCUAAGGCGACGCUUCAGUUGUCGAGAGCAAGCAGUAUAAUAAUGUUGAUUGCAUAUAUGGCCUACAUCUUCUUCCAGCUGUGUACUCAUAGCAAACUUUUCGCAGCACAAGAGGAAGAACAGGAUGAUGAUAUCGCGGGUUCAGAAGAAACACCUGUAAUUGGAUUUUGGAGUGGAUUUGUUUGGCUAGUUGGGAUGACCAUUCUCAUAGCUUUGUUGUCUGAGUACGUUGUUGGCACUAUUGAGGAAGCUUCAGAAUCUUGGGGAAUAUCUGUCAGUUUCAUUAGUAUCAUCUUGUUACCGAUAGUUGGAAAUGCUGCAGAACAUGCUGGAGCUGUUAUAUUUGCUUUCAAGAACAAGUUGGAUAUUACAUUGGGUGUUGCACUGGGUUCUGCGACUCAGAUUGCUAUGUUUGUGGUGCCAGCAAGUGUAUUGUUUGGUUGGGUACUGGGCAUCGACAUGGAUCUUGAUUUCAGUCUCCUUGAAACUGGCUCGCUUGCUCUUUCAAUUAUUGUCACAGCCUUCACUCUGCAGGAUGGAACUUCUCACUAUAUGAAAGGACUCAUUCUUCUGCUAUGCUACAUAGUUAUUGGAGCAUGUUUUUUUGUUUCCUCCGGAACAACCACUGAUCACCAACAAAACAACAUCCACUUAGGUAUUCGAUCCUCGACUAAAGGAAUCUUCAGAGCCUGAAGUGCAGAAUGGACAAUACUUGAUACAUUAGCUAUAGUUAAUUUGCAUUUCCUACAAUAGUUUUCAGCUUGUACAAAAGCGAUCGCAGUAUGUCUUGAAUAUCUGUAGCACAACUGAUCAAUUAUUGUAUACAUUGACUCAUGAAUUGUAGUUAAUAGUUUCAUUACACCUUUGAGUUUGAGAUGAGGUUGUGUUCAGCUAGUGAACCUUGAACAACUGGUCCAUGUUUGUUUUUUCUUGAAUUGUAACUUUUGCAUCUUUUUAUACAAACAAAACAACCAGUGGCUAGAGACGAGUCAGAGUUGAACCCAGGACCUAAGAUAACAACAGACUUUAAGUCCGCCUGCUGUAUCGGAGAUAUACAUUGAAACGAACUAAUAACUGGUUUACAUGUGGCACACUAACAUGUGUCAUUACAUAAGUGGCACUAUCCAGUAUUCUUAAACAUGGACAGAUGGCAUCACACGAGUGGCCAGUUUCUCAUAUUCUCAAACACAGUAUGUGUCAACCACAAAUCACGAUCCAACCUGUCCACUCAACAAACCAUAUAUUUGAACCCAACGGAUAAGCUAAGUAGAUAAGAUCUAGGCUCUCUCAACCGUCAGAUGGAUUUUCCCUCCUAAUCCAACGCCCAAAAUUCGCUCUCAAAGAUAAACAAUUCAAACCACAAAAAUCUACAUAACAUCACUCACUCACUCAUUCUUCAUUUCAUAUCUUCCACUCCCUCACUUGGCCAAAAAUUAAUCAAUCUCGAUGGCUUCCACCACAGUUGCCGCCGCUGCAUCAUCAUUCAUCGGGACACGAAUCUCCGAUGCCAACUCGAAUUCGGGCAAAGUCCAAGCCCGGUUCGGAUU
Molecule: messenger RNA, 2327 nt
Organism: Daucus carota subsp. sativus
Lineage: Eukaryota; Viridiplantae; Streptophyta; Magnoliopsida; Apiales; Apiaceae
Product: vacuolar cation/proton exchanger 3
Exons: 11
Coding region: 112-1473 (453 amino acids)
Biological process (GO): intracellular calcium ion homeostasis; calcium ion transmembrane transport
Cellular component (GO): plant-type vacuole membrane
Molecular function (GO): calcium:proton antiporter activity
Source: RefSeq, a predicted model, not a curated record